AUUAUUAUGACAUCCACUCCGAAAUAUUCGAUAAUUCUGCCAACCUACAACGAAAAAGAAAAUUUGCCGAUUUGCAUUUGGUUAAUUGAAAAUUAUCUGAAAGAAGUUUCACAUGAAGUGAUUAUCGUUGACGAUGCAUCACCAGACGGUACUCAAGGCAUUGCAAAACUUCUUCAAAAGGAGUACGGAGACGAUAAGAUUCUGAUCAAGCCACGAGUUGGAAAACUUGGACUUGGUACAGCCUAUUCACAUGGAUUAUCGUUUGCACGUGGAGAAUUUAUCAUUCUUAUGGACGCAGAUCUUUCUCAUCAUCCAAAAUUCAUUCCGGAAAUGAUUGCGCUUCAACAUAAGUAUAAGCUCGACAUCGUGACAGGAACACGCUACAAGGACGGAGGUGGUGUUAGUGGAUGGGAUUUGAAGAGGAAGACGAUCAGCAAGGGAGCCAAUUUUUUGGCUCAGUUUCUGCUGAAUCCAGGUGUAUCUGAUUUAACAGGAUCAUUUCGUCUUUAUAAGAGAGAUAUUCUGUCGAAGUUGAUUGCUGAAAGUGUAAGCAAAGGAUACGUUUUUCAGAUGGAAAUGAUGUUUCGAGCGAAAAAAUCGGGUUAUCGUAUUGGGGAGGUACCAAUCUCAUUCGUCGAUCGAUUCUUUGGAGAAUCAAAGCUCGGAAGUCAGGAAAUCGUGGAUUACGCAAAAGGACUUCUCUAUCUGUUUGCAUUUGUUUGGUAGAUUCUGUGAUAUAAUUUGUAUUCAUUUUACUAUUUUUAAUUUAAAUUUUAAGAAUUAAAAUUUCUGAGAGUUUUAUAGCCAGAGCGCUUCAUUGUACGUUUUCCAAAUUUUUUUAUUAUGACCUUGGGGAUUCCUAUUUAUAUUGUUUCCAAACAUUCUUGUUUAAAUUAUAUUUUUUCUUCGAAUAAAUCGUUAUAAUAUUU
Caenorhabditis elegans is the source of this 929-nucleotide messenger RNA. It is a transcript of the gene dpm-1, whose product is annotated as Dolichol-phosphate mannosyltransferase subunit 1. Gene Ontology annotation, cellular component: endoplasmic reticulum. The record is from RefSeq and is marked reviewed. The coding region runs from base 7 to 726 and encodes 239 amino acids. The transcript is spliced from 3 exons. Gene Ontology annotation, molecular function: dolichyl-phosphate beta-D-mannosyltransferase activity. NCBI's taxonomy places the organism in Eukaryota, Metazoa, Nematoda, Chromadorea, Rhabditida, Rhabditidae.